AUGUCUCCCACCACACCCGCGCCUGAAGACCAACCCACCCACCGCAAACCUUCAACGAUUGCAUUAAUAUCGCUGCUUGCCCUUCUACUUGCCGUUGCUAUUACCCGCUCUGCGACCUCGGGCGCAUCCACCACCGAGCUCAGCUCGCAAAGUACCACCACCCCCAACACCGCCAACCUGUCUCGUCUCCGUCGCUUCUUCAGCUCACCCGUCGCCUCCGCAGUAGGUCGAUCUACGGUCGAGUCCACCACCAUGUCGAAAACGCCGGUGUAUUUUUUGAGCCAUGGGGGUGUACGUCCAGCCCUUCCCCGUUUGACAGAGCCGAAUAUCAUGUACGAUCAUCAGCACCCGGCGUACCACAAGCUGGGGGAGAUCGGACGCGAGAUCACGACGAAAGUGAAGCCGCGGGCGGUGGUGGUUUUCUCGGCCCAUUGGCAAGGGAAACAGGAUACGAUCCAGGUGAAUACGGCGGAGAUUACGGAGUUGAUCUAUGACUUCUACGGGUUUCCGAGCCAUUACUACAAGGAGAAAUAUCCGAAUGUUGGGAGUAAGGAGAUCGCGGAGAAGGUGCUGAGUGCGCUGGGUGAGGCGGGAAUCAAGGCUGAAGGGGUGAAGAGGGGGCUAGAUCAUGGCGUUUGGGCGAGCUUCAAGUGUGCCUUCGAGCCCGAGAAGAACCCGUUGAAUGUCCCUAUUGUGCAAGUCUCGCUGUUCGACACGGAAGACCCCGUUCAGCAUUACCGACUUGGCCAGGCGGUGUCGAAGCUUCGUGAGGAGAACAUCCUGAUCAUUGUUUCCGGGAUGGCAGUUCACAAUUUGCGGGACCUGCAGUUCUCCUUUGGCGACCCGCGGCCGCUGCCGUAUACCGCCAGCUUCGACGAGGCUCUGAAGGAUGCGGCCACCGCCAAGCCGGCGGAGAGGGAGCAGGCCUUGGUGGAUCUGCUGAAGCGGCCCGAUGCCCGCAAGGCGCACCCGACCUUUGACCAUUUGCUCCCCAUUCAUAUUGGAGCUGGCGCGGCCGGGGACGACAAGGGAAGGCGCUUGUGGACCCUGAAGGAAGGAAGUAUGAGCUGGGCGCAGUAUAGAUUCGGCGAGAUCGCCACCAAUACUAGUUCGCUGUAGUCUGUGUUGAUAAACCUGGUGAAUUUAAUAGAUUUCCAAGUUCU
Aspergillus fijiensis CBS 313.89 is the source of this 1163-nucleotide messenger RNA. RefSeq names its product DODA-type extradiol aromatic ring-opening family dioxygenase. NCBI's taxonomy places the organism in Eukaryota, Fungi, Ascomycota, Eurotiomycetes, Eurotiales, Aspergillaceae. The transcript has 4 exons. The record is from RefSeq and is a predicted model, not a curated record. Bases 1 to 1119 code for a protein of 372 amino acids. Gene Ontology annotation, molecular function: oxidoreductase activity, acting on single donors with incorporation of molecular oxygen; zinc ion binding; ferrous iron binding.